This is a messenger RNA of Neurospora crassa OR74A, 3678 nucleotides long. RefSeq lists its product as hypothetical. Gene Ontology annotation, cellular component: membrane. The transcript has 6 exons. The coding region runs from base 685 to 3228 and encodes 847 amino acids. Lineage: Eukaryota; Fungi; Ascomycota; Sordariomycetes; Sordariales; Sordariaceae. The record is from RefSeq and is a predicted model, not a curated record.
CAUGUGUGUAUGGGCUUGUGUACCAAGCUUACUUUAUCCAACUUGUAUUUUCAAGUGGUACAGGAGUCAAGUUGCCAUGACAUCCUUUCUUCUUCUUCCGCGUUCCCCCCUCCUCCCUAGUUGGGAGAUUCUUUUCCUUGCUGAACCAGCCCUAAAAACACGACAUCAAGACAAGGAACUGAAGUCUUGGCCCUGAAACAAGUAAGGUGUCCCUCCCAGGGUUGGCAAUCUCUUAGACAAAGCUUGGUGGCUGAGGAUAGCUGAGUAUCCGCGACACCGUCGCCGAGCAAGUGAGUUGUGCACGACCCCCCUGUUCCCAUGGCAUCAAUUUAGUUGGACUGAAGGUCUCCUCCCUUGUCCUUUGUAAUUUCGAUUUCUACUUCUCUUUCUUUUCUUUUGCCCGCUUUUACUCCCUUCACCAUUCAACAGGCCAUCUAAGUCUCUUGUCGGCCAGAGACCAGCUUCAAGACCCCGCCGGCGCCUCAGCCUACGAACCUAACAAGCUGAGCCCUUGCGACCGCUUACCGAAGCGUUGCUGGUACUUCGAACUUGGGAGCUUGGACUUCCCUGUUUUGUAAUUGGGGACCCCAGGUUGCGAAAGCUUACAUGUUUAUAGGUUAACGACUUAACCGCUGCUUAUAUUUGCGACUGAAAACGACGGAAUAACCUGUCUACUUGUUCGAUAUGGACUCCCACGAAGCGCAGGGCUAUGCGCACGGCGACCAAAAUGUCCAGGACCGCAAUCCUCAUGCCUCCAGCUCCCAAUGGCGUCAUCAAGAGUCGCGAGCCUUCGCCAAGUACGAGGCCGAGAGAGCCCAGCCCCAGGCACCAUCCCGCCACCACCAUCACCCCUCCAUAGCGCGGGAAGCAGACGCACGCGGCAACGUGAACGACCUGGCCGAUUUCCUCAACAAGUCGCGUAUUUCUCCCAAGGAGGCUGACACUCGCCCUCCUACCGAACCAAAGUUCAAGCCUGUGGUGCUGGGCGCUACAGAAGCGAGGGAGGUUCUCAAUGGCGAAAAACACGUGGCCGACGCAUUGGCUCCGGAGAGUGUACCCAACGACAAGGAGGUCGCGGUAGGGCCUUUGAUUAACUAUCGCCGCAUGGAGGGAAAUCAAUGGGUUGGCAGUGUCCUAAUUGUGACCCGCGGGGGCGGCAGAGAACAGUCCUAUAGGCCAAGCUUGUUCUUGAGAAAGGCUGCUAUGGUCAGUAUGCGCAAUGGCAAUGGCGCCGCCAAUGGUCACAGCAGUGGAUCCAGAGUCAGUGAAAGUCAAGGUAUCUGUCUUUAUUCGGACUGGCGCAACACUUUCUGGAGGUUCGAUUUGCACCUGGAGAUGGAACCCUAUGAAACCAAGUGGGAAUAUUGGCUGUCGGAUUACCUUGUCUUUGCUAGCAACACAAAGCCAAAAGUGAAUGCCUUCUUCGUGCCCGCGAUCACGGAAUCGAUGAGAAUCAUGUUCCACUCCUGCAACGGGUUCAGCGUCGGUACAGAUGAGGAGGACUGGAGCGGCGCGUGUUUGUGGAACGACGUUAUGAGACGCCAUCAAGAGGCACCGUUCCAUGUGAUGAUCGGUGGCGGCGACCAGAUCUAUAACGACGGCGUUCGAGUCUCGGGGCCUCUUCGCACAUGGACCAGCAUCAGCAGCCCCAAGAAACGGAGAAACUUUCCAUUUCCCGAAAGUCUCCGCGCCGAGUGUGACGACUACUAUUUGAACAACUAUAUCCGGUGGUAUGGGACCGAGCCAUUUGCAGGUGCGAACGGUCAGAUCCCUCAGCUAAACAUUUGGGAUGAUCAUGAUAUCAUCGAUGGCUUUGGAUCUUAUGUGGACGACUUUAUGAAAUGCGAUGUCUUCCGAGGAAUUGGUGGCAUUGCCCACAAAUACUACAUGCUUUUCCAGCACCAUCUGCCACCUCCAGCUUCGACAUAUACCUCGGACACCACGUCUAAAGAUCAGGAUGAAGCGGGUCAGGGGCUUGACCCCAAUCAAAUGGUUGCGGCUUACGUACACCCAGCCAUGACAGAACCUAACUACAUUGUUGGAUCCUCUCCCGGUCCGUACGUUGCGGAACAUUCACACAAUAUGUUUACAAAGUUGGGCGCCCGAAUAGCAUUUUUGGGUAUCGACGCUCGAACAGAACGCACGAGACAUCAAGUCAACUACCCUGAGACAUAUGAGGCCAUCUUCUCCCGCUUGAGGCAGGAGCUUAGCCAUGCCAUACAAACCGGAGAGCCGUUUAAGCACUUGAUUCUUCUUUUGGGGAUUCCCAUUGCAUACCCUCGCUUGACAUGGCUUGAGAAUAUUUUUGCCAGCCCCUUGAUGGGACCAGUAAAGCUGCUGAAUAGGCGCGUUGGCUUUGGUGGCAGCUUCUUCAACUCCUUUGAUGGAAGUGUUGAUCUGCUAGACGAUCUCGACGAUCACUAUACAGCCAGAACCCACAAGCGCGAACGCAACGGUCUGAUCCUCAAACUGCAACAGAUCGCCGCCGAGUUCUCGGUGCGCGUUACCAUCCUAGGCGGCGACGUGCAUCUGGCAGCACUAGGAAGGUUCUACUCGAACCCCAAGCUCAACAUUCCGCUGGAAGAAGACUACCGCUACAUUGUCAACGUCAUUUCCUCCGCCAUCGUGAACAAGCCGCCCCCAGCGGCCGUUGCCAACCUGCUGGCGCGCCGAAACAGAAUUCACCACCUCGACCACGACACUGAUGAGACGCUCCUGAAGAUCUUCGACAAAGACCCCGGCGACAGCACGAAGACAGCCAAGCACAACCAGGUCACCAUGCCCAGCCGCAACUUUGCCGUCAUCACCGAGAACUCACCCAACAACGGGACUCAUUCUCAAAACGGUAAUGACUUUCACACUUCCUCUCCUCCCCCACAGUCCACUCCCGGCGAAACCUUCCCCGGCCACAAAGACGGCCGCUACGCGCUCGGUAAGGGUGAGGUCAACGCCGGCACCAAGCACAAGGCCGCCGACCCUGCCGAGCAUGGCACGGGAAGCGACGGUAGUCUGGAUGUGUGCAUCCGCAUCGAGAUCGACCAGCAUAACCCGGAGGGACGUACGGAGGGUUAUGGAUUGACGAUUCCAACGCUGAGCUACAAGGGCCCGAGACCGCCAACGAUUGCGCCGCCGCCGGGCAGCGCGGGGAGUAGUGGGUCGAGAGGCACGGGUGGUACGGGAGGGUCGGAUGUGCCAGAGGUGCCGGAGAUCCCGGCGGGGGUGAGGUGAGAGGUGAGAGGUGACGUGAGGAGGACGGAUGAAUGAGUGAGAUUUUUCGCAUUCAUUCACUCCCUUUACGCUGGGGCAGCGGCUGGGAAAUGUUUAAUGGUAAUCGAUGAGAUGGAUGUGUGCGAUCGGUGUCACUGUUGGUCAUUCAUCGGUGCAAGCCUCUAUGGUAGUAGCCUGCGCGUUGGAUGAGGGAGUGGCAGUCAAAACUGACGGUACACAUCCUAUCCCCAUGUUCGCAAUCGUUUUCUACGUUUAUAUACCCAUGUAUAUCAUAAUACCCAAUAAAACGGUAAACCUUGCCAUCAUCCAUUUUCAUUAUUGUGGCCAGCUCUUCCCAUUCCAAAUGACCCCGAGGAUUGUAAGGAUAGGCUCAACACCUCACGGUCAAUAGAUCAAACUCCGGGGAUACUCUAUUAGUCAGGCAUCUAAGCGUCCCUGUUAAACAUUUGG